Messenger RNA from Aspergillus pseudotamarii, 1197 nucleotides. RefSeq lists its product as uncharacterized. NCBI's taxonomy places the organism in Eukaryota, Fungi, Ascomycota, Eurotiomycetes, Eurotiales, Aspergillaceae. The record is from RefSeq and is a predicted model, not a curated record. The transcript has 2 exons. The coding region runs from base 1 to 1197 and encodes 398 amino acids.
AUGGACAACAACAGCCGUACGAUAGCAGGGGCAAUUACAUUCCGUCCAAACCACUACCCACAACUAGGCGAGGACGCCAUUUGUUCAAAUAGUGAGCACAGUGACUCGCGGUCAUGUAGUCCAGAAAACACAAUCCGCCGAAGAAGAGCAAGUUUUGCUGUCAACGAAACUCCUUCUACUCGGCGCCUCGUCCAUGGGCAGCAGGACAAGGAUGAAGAUGAGUCGGCGUUACUCCGAAGAAAGCUCCGUGAUGCUCACGCCAAGAUACGGCGACAGGAGAUCUUACUUUUCCGCCUCCAGACGGACCCUUACACUGAUCACCAGUACCCGGACACGGUGAUUGAUAGGGAAUACCAACGAUUUAUAUACAGUGUACAGCAGACCGCUUGGAGAAUGUGCGAUAUUAUUGGGUAUAAUGCUGAGAGUCUUUCGGACGCAAUCAGUACCAUGAGAAAAUUGGAACACCACGUGCAUCAGGACGAAAGUAGUGCACCUCAGUUGAGCAUGCUACUGAGUCUCAUAAGAUCCUCGUCAUAUAGCAAAGCGCUGUACCGAUCGAGUGUGGCCAUGAUCGUAUUUCUUACUUUUGAGCGAUGGGCCUUUUCACCGCGGAAUAUCUCAGCCAGCAUUGCCCCAGAUGAGAAUGUGGCCUUCAAAAGUAUAUUCCAACGGUUCCUCUCAAACAUCGAAAUAGAUCAUCCAUCAGAUCAAGAUACCAUGGCUCGGUUAAAGGAUGCAGAGGAAUGGCGACUCCAGACAGCUCUUUACAUAGCGCGUUCAAAGUCUGCCUCUGACGGUAGGGAACUUACAAAGCAACGAAUCUUGCAUGAGCUGUGUCAACUUUUCGUGACCCGCGAUAAUUCCUCUGAAAUGGGAAGUGUUCUCUCGGGGCUCAUUGACAGUGGUAUCAAUCUAGCAGGCUUUCUGCAGGAACGUCAAAGUAUCUAUUACUUUGUACGGCUAAAGGGCCGCUAUGAUCCUGAGAUUAUGGAGUUUCAUGAGCCUCAGCAGGCUGAGUGGCCUCUUCACCAAGGAAGUAACUCUGAGGUAAUGGUUUGUAUAUACCCGUCCUUAGUAAAGCUUCUAGCUUCACCACCAUUUACCUUCCAUGUAUCCAAAGGUAAGGUACUUUGCCGUCCUACCCCUGAUGGGGAAAAAUUACUCUAUGGUCCCCCAACAAGAAGAUGGACCACAUAA